UCCACCCAGAACCUCCACCCUCUGACACCAUGGUCAGCUCCUGUUGUGGCUCUGUCAGCUCUGAGCAGAGCUGUGGCCUGGAGAACUGCUGCUGUCCCAGCUGCUGUGAGACCACCUGCUGCAGGACCACCUGCUGCCGCCCCAGCUGCUGUGUGUCCAGCCGCUGCAGACCCCAGUGCUGCCAGUCUGUGUGCUGCCAGCCCACCUGCUGCCGCCCUAGCUGCUGCAUCUCCAGCUGCUGCCGCCCCUCUUUCUGUGAAUCCAGCUGCUGCCACCCCAGCUGCUGUGUCCCACCUGCUGCCGCCCCAGCUGCUGCCAGACCACCUGCUACAGGACCACCUGCUGCCGCCCCAGCUGCUGUGUGUCCAGCUGCUGCAGACCCCAGUGCUGCCAGUCUGUGUGCUGCCAGCCCACCUGCUGCCGCCCCAGCUGCUGCAUCUCCAGCAGCUGCUGCCCCUCUUGCUGUGAAUCCAGCUGCUGCCGCCCCUGCUCCUGCCUGCGUCCAGUCUGUGGCCGAGUCUCCUGCCACACCACUUGCUAUCACCCAACCUGUGUCAUCUCCACCUGCCCCCGCCCCUUGUGCUGUGCCUCCUCUUGCUGCUAAUCUCUCCUUAUGAUAUUUGUCAUACUAUGAAUAUCUUCAUUAGUCAUAUAAAAUUCACUGUAGCCAGCCAGUCACUGGAAAAAUGAACACUUCCCUGCCAGUUUGUCUCAUGUGGCAUUCAGAGUGGACAUUCAGCUCUUCUAGGAAAUGACAGACAUAAACACAUUCAUUAAAAUAUGUUAUGCCAGGCCCCAAUGUAGUUAUUUUUAGAUGAGCAGUGUCUUAUUCGAAGGGGACACUAACUGUGAUGAUCUCAUAUAAUAUUGUUUUCAUGUAUUAAUAAACAGCCAUUUCCCUAA
Messenger RNA from Nomascus leucogenys (northern white-cheeked gibbon), 903 nucleotides. RefSeq names its product keratin-associated protein 4-12-like. NCBI's taxonomy places the organism in Eukaryota, Metazoa, Chordata, Mammalia, Primates, Hylobatidae. Bases 30 to 617 code for a protein of 195 amino acids. The record is from RefSeq and is a predicted model, not a curated record. Gene Ontology annotation, cellular component: keratin filament. The transcript is spliced from 2 exons.